Messenger RNA from Aphanomyces astaci, 1590 nucleotides. RefSeq lists its product as hypothetical. The record is from RefSeq and is a predicted model, not a curated record. Lineage: Eukaryota; Oomycota; Saprolegniomycetes; Saprolegniales; Verrucalvaceae. Bases 47 to 1453 code for a protein of 468 amino acids. Gene Ontology annotation, molecular function: protein binding; ubiquitin protein ligase activity. Gene Ontology annotation, biological process: DNA repair; protein ubiquitination; mRNA splicing, via spliceosome. Gene Ontology annotation, cellular component: cytoplasm; U2-type catalytic step 1 spliceosome; Prp19 complex. The transcript has 3 exons.
CUUGAGAUUUGGGUGGUUAAGUCGAAGACGGUACAUCAAAGUGAUCAUGCUGUGUGGACUGAGCGGCGCUGUGUGUGAAGUUCCCGUGGUGAACAUCAAGUCGGGCCAUGUAUAUGAGAAGAGAUUGAUCGAGGAGUACCUGAAAACACAUGGGAACCUAUGCCCGUUGUCAGAAACCCUCUUGGCACCGGAAGACCUCAUCCCUCUCAAACUCUCGACGGUGGCGACCGGCGCGGCUCCGCCGUCUAAGGUCACCGCCUCCAUUCCGUCCUUGCUUUCCUCCCUUCAGACAGAGUACGACGCGCAUGCGCUGGAGAUGUUUGAGCUCAAGCAGCAUUUACAGACCACCAGACGGGAGUUGUCCCAUGCGUUGUACCAGUACGAUGCCGCGUGCCGAGUCAUUUCCCGCCUGAACCGUGAUAUCGAGGCUCUCAAGCAAUCGGCAUCGUCGUCGAAUGGCACGAGUGAUGACCCCUGGGUGCAUGUGACCGCCGCCGUGGCCUCGCGUGCCAAGGAGUUGGCGCAUUACCGCAAGAAGGAACGUCACGUGGAAGAGCUGGUGAAGACUCCCGCGUCCCUGCAAGUCACGACAAGUCAAACGUUUCACCAAGCCGACAAGCCGGGCAUAUUGACCGUCGACAUCAAGGGCGAGCGUGUCGUGACAGGCGGCAACGACCGGCACGCCAAGAUCUUCAACACAUCGACGGGCAAAAUCGAACACACGUUGGCCGGGCAUGCCAAGAAGGUGCAAAAGGUGCUGUUCCACCCGACCGCGGACAUCGUGAUCACCGGUUCCGCCGACAAAUCCAUCAAGCUGUGGACGGCGCCGACAUACGAGGUGGCGCACACGUUGACCGGCCAUGUCGGCGCCGUCACGGGUCUCGCGGUGCAUCCCACGGGGUCGUACUUGGGCUCUUCGUCGGACGACUCGUCGUGGACUUUGCACGAUCUAGGCACGGGCUCGUUGCUCCAGAACGUGCGCGCCCCCGAGGCCAAGGCGUUGCUGGACUUCCAAUUCCACCCCGACGGCGCCAUCUUCGCCACGGCAGACUCGACUGUCCGCAUCUGGGACGUGGCCACAACCAAGAACGUCGCGACCUUUGAAGGGCACACGGGGACCGUCAACUCGAUCUGGUUUUCUGAAAACGGAUACCACCUUGUCUCAGGCGGCAGCGACGGCCUCGUCAAGUUUUGGGAUCUCCGUAAGCUCAAGACCGUGCUGGAGCUGAAUGUCCAUGCGCCAGUCCACGCCGUGCACUUGGAAGUGGGCGGCACGGUGCUGGGGGUGGCCACGGACAAGGUCGCGCUGUACCAAGAAAGCGGCAAGAAGAACUGGGACAUCGUUCAGACGUUUGAAAACCACAAGGGGCAAGUGACCGACGUCAAGCUGGCGCAUCAACUGGCGUUUGUCGUGUCCACAUCCCUCGACCGAUCGUUGAAAGUGUACGCGUAGAUGCACUUGGUUUGGCCUGCAGAGAGAGAGAUCGAAAAAUGACGAAGGAGCGCAAAUAACAUAGUCUUCUACGAUUACUACUACUCACGACGAUGUAGAUAAUGGUGGAUAUAUAUAUAUAUAUGGUGCCUUGAAAA